Messenger RNA from Pseudonaja textilis, 1629 nucleotides. RefSeq names its product unc-119 lipid binding chaperone B (gene UNC119B). Gene Ontology annotation, cellular component: cilium. Lineage: Eukaryota; Metazoa; Chordata; Lepidosauria; Squamata; Elapidae. The record is from RefSeq and is a predicted model, not a curated record. Gene Ontology annotation, molecular function: lipid binding. Gene Ontology annotation, biological process: nervous system development; lipoprotein transport; cilium assembly.
CCGGCCCGGCGAUGAGCGGCUCGAAGCCCAGGGUGGCCGCGGCCGGGCCCGGCGGGGCGCUGAGUCGCCUGCGCGGGCAGAGGAGCUCCAGCGCGGCCAAUGCCGCCGCGCCUCCGCGGGCCGCCUUGCCGCCCCCGAGGACGGAGGCAGAGCUGCUGGCGCUGGAGGCGGUGCGGCCCGAGCACGUCCUGGGACUCGGCCGCGUCACGGAGCAUUACCUUUGCCGACCUGAAGACAACAUCUACAAUAUCGACUUCACCAAGUUUAAAAUCCGGGACCUGGAGACUGGGACGGUGCUGUUUGAAAUUGCCAAACCUUCAACUUUAGAGCAAGAGGACUACGAGUGUGACCUUGGGGAGGUGGACAGCAGCGCCGGACGCUUCGUUCGCUAUCAGUUCACUCCGGCCUUCCUGCGCCUACGGACCGUUGGGGCAACGGUGGAGUUCACCGUGGGAGACAAGCCCGUCUCCAACUUCCGUAUGAUCGAGAGGCACUACUUCAGGGACCGUCUCCUGAAGAACUUUGACUUUGACUUUGGCUUCUGCAUCCCCUGCAGCAGGAACACCUGUGAGCACAUCUACGAGUUUCCUCAGCUUUCCGAGGACCUCAUACGCUUGAUGGUCGAGAACCCCUACGAGACUCGCUCAGACAGCUUCUACUUUGUGGACAACAAGCUGAUCAUGCACAACAAGGCCGAUUACGCCUACAACGGCGGGCAGUAGCCAUUCCAGCACCGCCUGCGGAUGUUGCGCAGGCCAGAGGCAGCCUGGCCUUGCUCCUCCUUGCCGAGUGGGAGGGGCCUCUUCUGGGACAGUAAAGGAAUUCCCUGGGCCGCUCAUUCCUUGCUCCAUCGUGGCUUCCGUUGGCAUCCUGGUCUGGUGACAAGCCCGCCAGCGGCCCCUCCAAUGGACCAAGCUUGGCAGGCACCCCCUUCCUAGCGCAUCCCGCAGCCCAGAGAGCUGGGCAGGUGUCCGUUGCUCCUCCUCCCGCCUCCUAGCCUGCUUUGCACCCGAGCUGAUGUGUGUCAGGGUUGUCCCUCCGUCUUUGGGGCUCCCGGGGAGGGCGGAACUCGGCAGCAUUUCCUUCUGGGCCUGUUCAAGCAACCGCAACCCCUCGAGGUCUGGCCUGCGUGGUAAAGACGCCUGGGGCCCUCCAGGCAGAGGAGCGGAAGGCGACUCCUGGCUUCUCCUGCCUAGCAGCUCUCACCGGGGAGGUGGGGGCCAUCCUAAUUUUUCCCCUCCCUUCCCCACCCCUCGAGAUUGCCGGGCAGAAGGCAAAGGCCGCAGGUGAGGACUGGCUCGGCCCUCUGGCCGCCUCCCUGUAGACGCUGCUUUGGCAGGAGGGCUGUGGGGCACCCCGUGGCAGUCAGUCUCCAAGGGGGGGGGGCUCCCGGGGGCAAUGGAGUAGUCUAAAAGAGCAACCUUUAAGCCUCUUAGUUGGGGGGAGGGUUAAGUGCCCCCAACAAAAGAGCUUCAGGUGCAGGACGAUUUUCUUUCUUGGGGGGGGGAAGGGGUCGGUUCUCGGGGUGGUCUGGGGAAGGGCUGGUGGUGAGAGUGGUGGGUCGACGCUUCCCCGGCUCUCUCUGGCAAAAGUGCCUUUUUUCUCCAAGGGCUCCCCCCCACCCCCCGA